This is a messenger RNA of Rhipicephalus sanguineus (brown dog tick), 801 nucleotides long. RefSeq names its product histone H2A. Gene Ontology annotation, molecular function: structural constituent of chromatin; protein heterodimerization activity; DNA binding. The transcript has a single exon. The record is from RefSeq and is a predicted model, not a curated record. Lineage: Eukaryota; Metazoa; Arthropoda; Arachnida; Ixodida; Ixodidae. The coding region runs from base 85 to 504 and encodes 139 amino acids. Gene Ontology annotation, cellular component: nucleosome.
CGGCGCCUCCAUAAUCUGUACCGUCGGUCAGUCGGCAUCUUUGUCGUUGUGUGUUGUGUACGCGUCAAAAAAGAGUGAGCAAACAUGUCUGGUCGCGGCAAGGGCGGAAAGGCCAAGGCGAAGGGCAAGUCCCGUUCCUCUCGGGCCGGUCUCCAGUUCCCUGUGGGCCGCAUCCACCGGCUUUUGCGCAAGGGCAACUACAGCGAGAGGGUCGGUGCCGGCGCUCCAGUCUACCUCGCCGCUGUCCUGGAGUACCUAGCCGCCGAGGUGCUCGAAUUGGCGGGAAACGCUGCCCGAGACAACAAGAAGACCCGUAUCAUCCCGCGUCACCUUCAACUCGCCAUCCGCAACGACGAGGAGCUCAACAAACUCCUCUCCGGAGUCACCAUCUCCCAAGGCGGCGUCCUUCCCAACAUCCAGGCCGUACUGCUGCCCAAGAAGACGGGACAAACCAGCACCGGCGGCAAGCCUGGCAAGAAAGGAGGCUCCAGCCAGGAGUUUUGAGGACAUUUUCUUAGUCAUCCCGCUUGUAAAGCCGUCUCUUAGCUAGCCAUCGGCUCUGAGCGGCGUCGCGAAUCAUGUUCAUGUUUCAUGUUUGAAAGAAUCACUUUGGCAGUCGGUGUUUGCUUUGUCGUUAGGCCUAAAGCCGGUCUUUUAUUUUGUAGCGGCAUUCAUUCAUGCAUUUUAUUUUUCCUCGUGCUGUGGUACCUUCCCAUUGUCAUUGCCUUUCCUCACGGACUUCCUGUAAAGUUCUGUCAAAUUGCGAGGUCGCUGAACAAAUAAAAGCACUUCGAACUGCUA